Molecule: messenger RNA, 756 nt
Organism: Lodderomyces oxycetoniae
Lineage: Eukaryota; Fungi; Ascomycota; Pichiomycetes; Serinales; Debaryomycetaceae
Exons: 1
Coding region: 1-756 (251 amino acids)
Biological process (GO): spliceosomal complex assembly
Cellular component (GO): catalytic step 2 spliceosome; U2 snRNP; U2-type prespliceosome
Molecular function (GO): zinc ion binding; nucleic acid binding
Source: RefSeq, a predicted model, not a curated record
AUGGACUAUUCUGAUAGGGUUAACUCGAAAAAGGGCGCGGGUGGUAUUGCCAGUGCUGAAGAUGCGAAUAUCCACACUAAGAAAAGAGUGCAAGAACUCUUGGCCACCCACAUUUUAGACAUAGAAAAUGACCCAUACGUAUUUCGAAAUCACCUUGGACUUUUAGAGUGUAGACUUUGUCUCACAACACAUAACAAUGAAGCUUCAUACAUAUCGCAUCUAGGUGGGAGAAAGCACCAUGUCAAUUUAGAGCGAAGGAGAGUUUUGGAUGAAAAGCAACACCGACAGCAUCAGUACCAGCAAAAGAUUAAUGAGCAAAUUAGCAUCAGUAAUAUUGAAAAACGAUCUUGGAAGAAGAUAGGACAACCGGAGUACAAGAUCAGUAAAAUCAGGGAUCCCGAGACUGACCAAGUUGGUUUAAUAAUAUCUGUCAAGGUUCCGAAAAUUACGGUUGAAGAGCCUAUUUUCAGAUUUAUGUCUUACUUUGAACUAACUUCAAAGAAUCAAAAUAUGUAUACAAAAUAUGUUGAGAAAAUGCGUAGCGACAAUGAUGGUGAUGAAGAGGAAGAGCUCAAUGAAAGCGACAAUCAACUUUUGAUUAUUUCAGCCGAGCCAUAUGAAAACAUUGCAAUUGUUUUGCCAAAUAAAAAAGAAAUAGAAAAACCACAAGGUAAAAAUGAAAUGUCAGACAAGUUCUGGUGGGUUUGGGACAAUGAUACCAAGGAGUUUGUUCUACAGAUGUUGUAUAAGAAAUAG